GUCGGCUGGCUGGUGUGGCCCAGAUGCGCCGUCAUCCGGGCGCCUCGUGUCCUCCCGCCCCCACCCCCGGUCAGCCGGGUACAAACGGGACCGGGCGUGCCCCCGCGCACCACUCGAGCCGUCGGCAGUCCCCGGUCCGGUUCAGCGCCUCCCCGACCUGACCCGAGGAGCUCGAGAUGUCGACCAGCGGCGCGCAGGAGGUGGCUGGAGAGAAGGAGCUGGUCCACCAGCUGAUCCACUGCGGCAGCUUCGAGGAGGUGCUGCAGCAGUACGACCAGACCGCCGACACAUACGAACAGUAUUUCGUCAGUAACGACUUCGACGCGCCGCGGCUGGUGGCAGAGGCCGUGCUUCAUCUGUAUCCUGCCGACGGCGUCGUCGCCCGCGAUCAGCUGCAGGUCAUGGAUCUCGCCUCGGGCACCGGCCUCGUCGGACAAAGGCUCCACGAUGCUGGCGUGCGCCACAUUGACGGUUUGGACGCCUCCAAUCAGAUGGCCCGUAUAGCCCGGUCCCGGGGCGUCUACCGGCACAUCUUCAAUGAGAUCGUGGAUGAAUCUAAGCCGUUGGACAUAAAGGAAAACACUUAUGACGCUGUGACAAUUUCCGCUGGCUUCGUCAAAGGACAUCUUCCGCUGACUGCCCUGGAUGAGGCGAUUCGCAUAUGCAAGCCGGGCGGCUACGUCAUCAACUCGCUGCGUUUCGAGUACCUGGUGACGGUGACAGAGUUCCACCAGCUAGAACCCCACAUGGACCGACUGGAGCAGCGCGGACUGUGGCGUCGCGUCGACCGCUACGUCACCGACCGCUACUUCCAGGGCGUCAAACAGGGCAUCACCUACAUCUACCAGAAACUGUGAAUGGGUGUCUCACAAAGGGCAGCAAGUACAUUUACCAGAAGAUGUGAAUAAGCGCCUCAGAUUGGGUAUCACGUACAUCUACCAGAAGCUGUGAACGAGUGUUUGAAAUAGGGCGACGCAUAGGUAAAUCAUGCCAGAACUGUGAACGAGCGUCUAAAACACGGCACCAGAUGCAUCUUCCAGAAAUUGUGGACGAACGUCUAAAAUAUGGCAUCACCUGCAUCUAACAGAAAACGUGAGCUGAAGGGAUGAAGGAAAUCAUCUUUGCCUGUGUGCCUGUAAAGAGCUGUAUGUAAAUCAACCUUGAAAUGGGACAGUAUCUAACCAGUAUAGCGCCUUUUGGGGCGACUAACGGAGCGAGCGAGAGGGUGAGCCUUGCACGUGCGAAAUUUCGAGGGGGUACCUUCAACUGACUUGUGCACGGCACCCUGCUAACCGGUCUCUAGCGAUGUGCCAAAUUUGAGCACAAUCGGCCUAGCCGUUCUCGAGAUCUGGAAGCGGCACCCUGCACGUGCGCACGUGCAGAAUGGGUCCCAACUGACUUGUGCACGGCACCCUACUAACUGGUUCCUAACCGUGUACCAAAUUUGAGCGCCAUCGGUCCAGCCGUUCUCGAGAUCUGGAAACGACCCCUGCACGUGCGCACGUGCAGCAGCACCCCAACUCUGGCACAUGGAUGGAUGGAGUGCCUAGUGGGUGCCUACCUACAUGCCAACUUUCAGCGCAAUCGGCCAAGUAGUUACCGAGAUAUUGCAACAAUUACAAAACUGACACCUCUUCGUUUUGCGCGUGGCACGUGCAUAAGGGGUCACCCACAUGCAUCGGGAAUAGUCCAAUACUUGGAAGAAGGAAUGAAGCUACCCUACAAAAAUUACCCCGUGUAAAUCGCCAAUCGGUCAAGUGGUUGCUGAGAUAUAAGCGUCGCAAAAGCGUCCGCACGGCCGGCCGGCCGGCCGGCCGCUCAUACUCAGAAAUUUCCGUAAUCUAAGGAAAGACUACGCUCGCUUCGCUCGCUCCGUAAUCAUUUAAUGCUGCCAAUGUGAAUCAAUUAUCCAUCAAAUAUGCUCGUGCACCAGCAAAAUCAAUGCGCAUUACACGGGGACGCACCGAGCUUAAUGCAAAUUAUGUCAGUGCGCAUUUUUGUUUAUGUUAUGCAUUUCCUUAUCAACACGUAAGUACUUAACAGUUAACAGAGCAUCAUCUGAUCCUGUUAUAUAAUUGCAGAGUAUACUUGAGCACCACUUGCAACAUUCAGGAUGUGUAAACACGCGACAUCAGAACAGCUGGGUGACGUCUAAUCUAGGUAAUGUAACUGCUGGUGUCGAGAAGGAGCUUCCAGCUGUAUCCGAAUGGAUUAGGUAUAGCCGACUUGUGGAGACAUCACAUUUGCAUUUACCUGGCAAUAUAUAUGUUUAGGUAUGAGGAAUAUAAUAUUUUAUAUGAAUUGCAUUCAUUCGUUCCUGUCCACAUAUAAUGGAUUUUUAUAGGCGUGGAAAAUGUAGCGUAUAAAGGCGCAUGACUCCGUGUUGUCGAACCGACCAUGCACCUCAAUAUAUACAACGGACGGUGUCGCGCGUUUGAAUGCUGGCACAUUUAAUACUAUAUGGCCCUAUGUGCAAUGUGAAAAUAACUGCAAUGUAUGGCUGUGGUCAACGUGGGUGUGUACUGCGCAUGGAAAAGGUGCUACAAUGUCAUGUUGUUUAUUGCUCACGGCUUCAUUGGGUUGACGCUACAAAUACAGACGCUUUCACUCUUAA
Molecule: messenger RNA, 2614 nt
Organism: Amphibalanus amphitrite
Lineage: Eukaryota; Metazoa; Arthropoda; Thecostraca; Balanomorpha; Balanidae
Product: methyltransferase-like protein 27
Exons: 5
Coding region: 177-857 (226 amino acids)
Source: RefSeq, a predicted model, not a curated record